AUGGGUGCAGCUUUGGAGACCUCGAAAAGAGCUUACGAGCGUUUUCGUUCCAUCUGCCGAUCUGCAAAAUCACGUAUCACACGUCCUGGAGACACCAAACCUGUUCCUCCAGGUGACUUAUCGGAGCCGGCAACUGUAGCCGACAAUGGCUCUUCUCGCUACAGACCAACUCAAAGGCGUAUUAGCCCUAGCGUUGGAGGCGCUCCUGGUCCCACUCCUCCACCCAGCACUCCAACUUCCUGUCUACCUCAAGGGCCUAUGACUUCCGGAGUCGGAGGCACACUUAGCCCCUCUGCACCGCGCAGCACCUCAACCUCGUCGCUAGAUGAAAGUCCACUUGACAAAAACGACGUGCUCAGAGAAGCUCCGAUUGCAGGGUUCCGACUACCAUCGAGGAAAGCUCAACUCAUCAUGCAAGCUUACCGGUUGGGUCACGACAACGGAUGCACCACCAACGACCUGAGCUUCCACGUAUCAAAGCAAGAACUUGCACAGAUUUCCCUAUAA
Molecule: messenger RNA, 507 nt
Organism: Histoplasma mississippiense
Lineage: Eukaryota; Fungi; Ascomycota; Eurotiomycetes; Onygenales; Ajellomycetaceae
Exons: 2
Coding region: 1-507 (168 amino acids)
Source: RefSeq, a predicted model, not a curated record